Molecule: messenger RNA, 3215 nt
Organism: Talpa occidentalis (Iberian mole)
Lineage: Eukaryota; Metazoa; Chordata; Mammalia; Eulipotyphla; Talpidae
Gene: MICU2
Product: mitochondrial calcium uptake 2
Exons: 12
Coding region: 23-1315 (430 amino acids)
Biological process (GO): calcium import into the mitochondrion; mitochondrial calcium ion homeostasis
Cellular component (GO): uniplex complex
Molecular function (GO): calcium ion binding
Source: RefSeq, a predicted model, not a curated record
ACGAUGGGGCGCUUCCGCGAAGAUGGCGGCGGCGGCGACUCGAGGCGCUCGGCUGGCGGCCUGGGGCGGAAGCCUGCGCCGGGGUUUCGCUGCCAGCCGGCGGGCCUUCCCGGUCCCCGGCCCCUGGGCGGCAGCAGUGGCCGGCGUGGCCCUGGCAGGAGCAGGAGUGGCGUGGCACCACGGCCGUGUGAAUAACGCGGCGUCCGAGGGCAGUCUCACCGUCCUGGCACAGAAAAAUGUCUAUGGGAAAAUGAUAGGAGGAUCAUCUCUUCGUAAACAGCGCUUUAUGCAGUUUUCUUCAUUGGAAUAUGAAGGAGAAUAUUAUAUGACACCGCAAGACUUCCUCUUUUCAGUUAUGUUUGAGCAAAUGGAACGUAAAACUUCAGUCAAGAAGUUGACAAAAAAGGAUAUCGAUGGUGUACUGGCAGGAAUCUCAAAAGCUGGUGGUGGAACAACCUUUUUUAGAGACCUUGGAGAAAAAGGGCUAAUUUCAUAUACUGAGUAUCUUUUCUUGCUUACAAUUCUCACUAAACCUCAUUCUGGGUUUCAUGUUGCUUUUAAAAUGCUGGAUGCAGAUGGUGAUGAGAUGGUUGAAAAAAGGGAAUUUUUUAAGCUGCAAAAGAUCUUAAGUAAAGAAGACGAUUUGAAGACAGCUAAUGAAAGAGAAUGCCAGAACACAACAGUGAAAGAUUGUGAUGUUACCACAACCCUUGAGAUUCAUUUCUUUGGAAAAAGAGGAGAAAAAAAACUUCAUUAUAGAGAAUUUCGAAGGUUUAUGGAAAGUUUGCAAACAGAGAUCCAAGAAAUGGAAUUCCUGCAGUUUUCUAAAGGUUUGAAUUUUAUGAGAAAGGAAGACUUUGCAGAGUGGCUACUCCUUUUCACUAACACUGAAAAUAAAGACAUUUAUUGGAAAAAUGUGAGAGAGAAGUUGACAGCAGGAGAGAGCAUUAGCUUGGAUGAGUUCAAGUCCUUUUGCAAUUUCGCCACCCACCUGGAAGACUUUGCUAUUGCCAUGAAAAUGUUUACUUUAGCUCAUCGCCCUAUCAGACUCCCGGAGUUUAAGAGAGCUGUGAAAGUAGCAACAGGACAAGACCUCUCAAACAAUAUUUUGGACACAGUCUUCAAGAUCUUUGAUUUGGAUGGUGAUGAAUGUCUCAGUCAUGGAGAGUUUCUUGGAGUAUUAAAAAACAGGAUGCAUCGAGGCUUAUGGGUACCACAACAUCCAAGCAUACAAGAAUACUGGAAAUGUGUGAAAAAAGAAAGCAUUAAAGGAGUAAAAGAAGCCUGGAAAAAAGCUGGAGAAGGUCUUCCUUAGAAAAAGAUAAUUAGGGAAUCAUAUUGCUACUAAUGUCAAAAUUUGGAAUUUUUUUUUAAAUACUAGAUGUUUAUCUUUUAAGCUUUCAUUAAUUUCCUUUGUGAUAUAAAUAUGCCUUGUAUUCGCUUUCUGAUUCAAUGGAUUAAUAGCAUUUCAUUGAAUAACUUAGUAAAAAAGAAAGUAAUAUUUCGUGAAGACAAGUACUAGAUUCUGUCAGAAGAACUAAGAUUGAAGUAAUGCUUCGUAAUUUAAAAAGAUGGGGAACCUAGUUAUUCACUGAUUUCUUAGAUACAAUAGCACAUUAUACUUUCUGGAAGGGUAAAUUAAAGCUUACAGGGAAAAAAUAAUUGAUGUCCAAAAGUAUUGUCAAUUCCACGUACUCCUCAUAAGACAAAUUAAGUUAAUAAUAUUUCAAGUUUUCUCAUCUGUAUCAUACCUCAUAAAUUUCUUGUAUAGGUUAUUUCAGCUAGCUGUGUGUUAGAUGGAUAUAUUCUCUCUGAAAACAAAAUAAAGUAUUUUAAAAUGAAUUUUAAAUGUUUUAUAAAAGUACACAUUUUUAAAAAUGUAAAUACUCUCAUCCCUUGACAACCUCAUUAGUUUCUGUGCUAUAAAACUUGUUUAAUUGGGAGAAUCUUGAUCACAAGAUCAGGAUCUCCUGGGAAUAUUGCACUGUGGUUAAAAUGGCACUAGAAAUUAACUGGCAUCUAAUACAAAAUUAUAUUUUUUGAAACUUGGUAAAUAAAAAUUAUUUUAUAAAAUGUUCAAAAAUAUUUUCAAAGAAAUAUAUUGCAAAUAUUUCAAACAUGUUCAUCUCCAUGGGUAAUUGUUUAGUAUAAGAGUAGGGCAGAGAAGAUACAAUAUAAGCCAUAACAUCUUGUGCCUAAAAGUAAGAAAAUACUCAAAAACUAAUAGGGACAUGUCAGUGGACAAAAGCCAACUUGAAUGGGGUGUCGCUGGCCAAAUCUAGGAUAAUUUGAGCAUUAAAAUAAUGUUGGUAAUGAAGCAACACCUACUGAAUAAGAAUCAGUGAGCUUACACUGAAAAUUGAUUGUUUAAUGGUGUGAGGGAAAACUUUCCCUUAUGGUCAAUAAAGAGUUAAGGCCUUGAAAUAUGUUCAUCUGCUAAAUUGGAAAGCCUUUGUUACAAUGUAAUGCCUGACAUUAGCAAGUGGUAAAGCUUUUAUUUAGUUUUUCUAGAAAUAUUUUGCUGCUGAUUAGAAAACUUAAAUUUGUCCUGUUUUCAAAGUAACUGAUAUUUUUAAUUUCUACAUUGCAAGACCAAACCAAGAGAAAAGUAGGCAAUGCAAAAAAAGUAUAGGAGUGCAUCCGUCACCACUUUCUCACUUAGCCACAAAAAUACUGACUCUUUUCCCUGUCUACCCAGAUGAACUUACAGGUGAAGAUUAGGGGUAUAAAAGUGUAAAAAUGAGGAUUGUUUCUGGCAUCUUCAUCUUCUUGCCCUGACUUUUCCAGUCUACUCACCUAGAACCAACUCUCCAUGCCCCACUUUGCGCAGCAUCCCAUGACUGCAGUACUCCACCUCGAAAAUUCUUGGCUUUUCCUUGCAUAUACCAUGUGCUUUACACCUAUUCCCUCUCCAAACCUUCACUCAAACAAGCUUCUGACCAGGAUGCUUUCCCUCUCCUGCUGAAAUUCUUGACAUCAAGUUGCCAUUUACAUGUCAAGUUUGUCUCUACUAAACCAUUAAAUCAAGAGGAAAAAACAGUGCCUUUGUCAUCUUUAUAUAUACCAUUCUUGCCGAGUACCUGGCUUAGAGAAUAGCAGCUAACAAAUUCUUGUUGAACAAAAGGAAGGGAGAGAAGGAAGAUGAGAAAAGGACACAGAUGAGAAGACAGGGUAAAAGAGAAAGAGGCAUGUAAGACUUUAAAGUCAGGCAGUCA